Pararge aegeria (speckled wood butterfly) is the source of this 2697-nucleotide messenger RNA. RefSeq names its product ELAV-like protein 1. Bases 338 to 1414 code for a protein of 358 amino acids. NCBI's taxonomy places the organism in Eukaryota, Metazoa, Arthropoda, Insecta, Lepidoptera, Nymphalidae. The transcript has a single exon. Gene Ontology annotation, molecular function: RNA binding. Gene Ontology annotation, cellular component: ribonucleoprotein complex. The record is from RefSeq and is a predicted model, not a curated record.
ACGAGAAUAGGUCGCAAGUCGCAUAGAUUUUUGGUUGAUUUCCUUUUCACUUUACUUUAAUAUUUUCUAUUGUAUCUAAUAAACUAACGUUUAUUUGUGUUCCCGCUUACGUUUUGAUUCAUCGGACUUGGUACCGUACCACGUAAAACGGGAUAAGUAGGAGAGUGAACAGCAUCUUAUUGAUUUUCUUUCCUUGCAUAUGCUUUCAACCAACGCGAGCUGAAGUUCGUAUUACGUGUGACGGGUCUAUGAUCUUAAUAAAGAUUUAACACUUUUGAUACUCUAAAAUUAACUUCAGUGAAGAUUUGCCGUAAUCGGUGAAAACAUUCUCGUUAAAAUGAUGGCCAAUUCACUCGAUUCCGUGAACCCUACUCAAAAUGGUAGUAAAGUUCAACCAUGCAACAAUGAAUCUAAGACUAAUUUAAUAGUCAACUACUUGCCACAAACGAUGACCCAGGAGGAGAUACGAUCGCUAUUUUCCAGUGUGGGCGAAGUCGAGAGUUGCAAAUUAAUAAGGGACAAAGUGACCGUGUUUCCAGACCACAUCCUCAACGGCCAGAGCUUGGGGUAUGCAUUUGUGAACUAUCAUAAGACAGAAGAUGCCGAAAAAGCAGUGAACACACUGAACGGCCUCCGAUUACAGAAUAAAAUCAUCAAAGUAUCUUACGCCCGUCCCAGCUCCGACGCGAUCAAAGGCGCAAACCUCUACGUGUCCGGCCUCCCGAAGCACAUGACGCAACAGGACUUGGAGAAGCUAUUCAGUCCGUAUGGCUCAAUAAUAAGCUCACGCAUCUUACAUGAGAACAUGAAUGUCGGUCACCUCUUGCAAGGCGGUAUGGAAGAGCAGGGUCUUCAGGGACCUUCAAGAGGAGUUGCCUUUAUUAGAUACGACCAGAGGAUCGAGGCGGAGACAGCUAUACGUGAGUUGAAUGGCACAAUACCUCCAGGUGGCACAGGACCUAUGACUGUUAAGUGUGCCAACAACCCAAGCAACCAAAACAAGUCGCUUCCUUCUUUAGCUACCUACUUGGCAGCUCCACCUACAGUGCGCCGAUUCUUAGGACCAGCUGGUAAGGCCCUGCUUGCUAUUAACAAAGGUCUACAGCGAUACUCUCCCUUGGCGGAUCCCAUGGUACAGGGUGCUGCGCUUGGGGGCUCAGGUUGGUGCAUCUUUGUUUACAAUAUUGGAGCUGACACAGAAGAGAGUAUUCUUUGGCAACUCUUUGGGCCAUUUGGAGCCGUCCAGAGUGUUAAAAUUAUAAGAGACCCCACAACCAACAAAUGUAAAGGCUAUGGCUUUGUUACCAUGACAAACUAUGACGAGGCUGUUGUAGCUAUUCAAUCUUUGAAUGGCUAUCAACUCAAUGGACAAGUGCUGCAGGUCAGCUUCAAAACUAAUAAGAGUAAAUCCUAAACUCUUUAAAUUCUAGUCAAUAAAUUGUAGUUAAUGCAAAAUGUUGAUCAUAACUCUGUCAUGGUUUGUCGUCAGAUUGAAUAAUCUUAGCAUUGAUAGUGAUGCAAAUCAUGACAUGACACCAAUUUUUACCCAGUGUUCAUAAAAAAAGUACAAACCAUCUCAUCACAGAUAAAAUUAACAUCACAACAUAACUAAAAUGUAUUAAAUAAAUGACACAAAUUUUAUUAGUUCCCUAAUUUAUUUUUCUUGUCUAUUAAGCUAGGCGUACUCGGACUGUUUAAUUAUAAGUCCAACCAUUAAUGAAGGGAAUGUAUAAUGAGUAUAAAGGAUGCAUUGGCAAGAUACAUUGGGGCCCAAUAUUUUUUAUAUCUGCGGACACUAUCAUGUUUCAUUAAACAUUUCAAUUUUCAUUUACUCUCUCGAUAAUAUUUGUGACAUAGUAUAAAAGAACAGGGUAUUUGUCAUAAUAAAAAAAAAUAUUCUGAAAAUUAUUGGCAAUUAAGGUCUUACCAUAAAAUACAUGUUUUUUAUCCAUUUACCUUUUUACCCCUACCCUGUAAGUAUGUCAGCACAACUAUGAUAAAAGCGUACUUAAAAUUAAACUGAUUUUUCAUUGUUGUCCGUGGACUUGUGGCCAAAUCAAAAUAGGGUUUUGUCGAUCUCCUUUAUUAUUUUUGACAUCAAAAACACUGAAAUAUUUUGGUCAUUUGUGCCAGCAUUUAUGAUAACAUCUUAAAAAAGGUGUUAAUGUUAGUCUGAUACUAAUAAAUAAUCCAUGUUUAUGUCCUGUAAAAUUAAUUAUAGGUAAUAAAAUAUUAAAUAGCUAAAAAUAAGAUUGUAUUUUGUAUUAAUAAUAACUAUUUGGUACAGGCAACAUAGGAAUUCAGAUAAUUACUUAAUUGAAUUAAAAAAAUUAAUGUGAAGCAUUCAAUAAUUAAAUAAAAUAUAAUCCAAGGUAUGUAGCUAAAUGUAUUUAAUUAAUUUGUAAUUGUAAUGUUUACAGGUUGUAAGCAUCCAUUUUAUAUUGCAAAUCUUUUCUCUUUAAAAUAUUACCUUUACUUGCAACAUUGACAACAUUAAGUGUUAUUUAAUGCUAUAUUGCCAAUCAUGUAUUCAUAGAAAGAGGAAAUGAAAGUGUUUCUUUCAUUUCUUUCCAAUACACAUAAAGAAUAAUAUUAUUAUAAUAAUAAAUAAAUUUUGUCCCUAAUAAAAUACUGAUGAUAGAUCAUUAUCACGAAAUAAAAUAAUAUAUUCUAUUUAUUUUUACAAUGACUUUCAGU